Clupea harengus (Atlantic herring) is the source of this 2497-nucleotide messenger RNA. RefSeq names its product fidgetin like 1 (gene fignl1). Lineage: Eukaryota; Metazoa; Chordata; Actinopteri; Clupeiformes; Clupeidae. Gene Ontology annotation, molecular function: ATP binding; ATP hydrolysis activity; microtubule severing ATPase activity. The record is from RefSeq and is a predicted model, not a curated record.
CGCCUCAACUUUGGCUUUCAAUUGAGGGUGAUCAUUUCUAUAGCUGUAGUAGCCGAGAGGAAUGGAUGAAAAGCGCUACUUGUGAUUCAUAGUCAGUUAACUGUGCAGAAAGCAUUGAGGGGCAGAGGACAAGCCCAACUCACACUUGUUACACCGGAUGUUUUUACAUGUGGCGGGAAGUUUGGAAACCCUCAGUAUAGGCUUCAGAUACAGUGAGCUAGCCAGUGACUAGAAGAUGCCGUAAAACUUCAGUCGAUUGUAACUGUUAAAACAAAUUUCUUUGGUUUAAGGCUGGAACAGUCCAGGCAUGAGCGCCACGCACCUGGACGAGUGGCAGAAGAGGUCCUUUGACAUUUUGUCUGGCACAUGCACACCUGAACAGACGGCAGAUGCCUACCGGGCACACAUCCUGGCCAUUCAGUAUGCAUGGGCGAGCCAGGAGCUUUCGCCGGCCGCUGCUGCCAGCCUGCUUAGGACCUACUCUGAGCGCUAUGCUGCCGUCCUGGACUCGGACGACCCACGCACAGGUCUCAACAACUACGCGGCGAGCGCGCUGCACGUGGCGCGCAACCAGAAGAACCACAGUGACAAGUGGGAGUCAUCCCUGAGCAGGUUGAGCGUGCAGAGCCUGCCGUGUGUGCAGAGGAUGAUGCAGCCCUGGACAGGAGUGGCGGGGAAGUCCCUUGUGACGCCAGCAGAUGUCAACGUCGUUGUUGGCGGUGAGUCCAGUGGGAGCAACAGGAGCCAUGGUAACACAGCGAAUCCUUCUACAUCUGGAAGCAGAGCAGAACUCUCUCAUCCCAGUGGUGUGGAGCUGCAGUCCUCCAGAGGUGAAGGCAGAGGUGCCCCUUCUCAUCUCCCAGGGAGUGUUGCAGAGAGGCCCAAAGAGUGGGAAGGCAUCCCCUCUUGGGCUCAGACAGGUCAGCCUCCUGUCUCUUUCCCAGCAAAAACUCAGCCUGGAGUUUCCCCUCUCUUCGGACAAAAUACUGGUAACAGUAUGGUCACUCACCAGCCAACCAGUGCUGGCUAUACUGGGUCUCAGAACCACCAGUCUGGGUUUUUCUCCUCAUCCUCCUCAAACCCCUCCAAGAGAAAAAAUUUCUACAGCUCGGCAAGUGAGAAUAACAAGUCUGGUUACUCUGGCCAUGAGGGUCAGGACCCUCGCACUGCAGGGAGAAGAGGGGAAGAGGGCACGAGUAAGAGCUUUAAAACAGCCCGGGAGCAGCUUAUUGUUGACCAUCAGAAAAAGAAUUCCCAGCAGCCACAGCGAGCUCAGCCUUCUGGAUGGGGCGCAACAACAAAGAAGUCUCUGGGUGCCAACCGUUCACGGGGGACAUUUUCUAAGUUUGUGUCUCCUUUGCCCCGGCAGGAGGAGGAGGCUUGGGCCGCCAGUGAGGCUCCUCAGGAGUCAGAGUUGAUUGAUGAACGGCUUAAAAACUUCGAGCCCAAAAUUAUUGAGUUGAUCAUGAGUGAGAUCAUGGACCACGGCCCCCCCGUGGCCUGGGACGACAUUGCAGGCUUGGAAUUCGCCAAGACCACCAUCAAGGAGAUCGUGGUGUGGCCCAUGCUGCGGCCAGACAUCUUCACUGGCCUCCGCGGGCCCCCCAAGGGCAUCCUGCUGUUCGGCCCCCCGGGCACGGGCAAGACGCUGAUCGGGAAGUGCAUCGCCUGCCAGUCGGGGGCCACCUUCUUCAGCAUCAGCGCCUCCUCCCUCACCUCCAAGUGGGUGGGCGAGGGCGAGAAGAUGGUGCGGGCACUCUUCGCCAUCGCGCGCUGCCACCAGCCUGCCGUCAUCUUCAUCGACGAGAUCGACUCGCUCCUGUCGCAGCGCACGGACGGCGAGCACGAGUCGUCCCGCCGGAUCAAAACCGAGUUCCUGGUGCAGUUGGACGGGGCCGCCACCUCGGCGGACGACCGCAUCCUCGUGGUAGGCGCCACCAACCGGCCGCAGGAGAUCGACGAGGCGGCACGCCGUCGGCUGGCCAAGCGCCUGUACAUCCCGCUGCCCGAGGGCGAGGCCCGCCGCAAGAUUGUGGUGAACCUCAUGAGCCGGGAGAAGAGCCAGCUGGGGCCGGAGGAGCUGGAGGGCAUCGUCAGGAACUCGGAGGGCUUUUCGGGGGCGGACAUGACGCAGCUCUGCCGGGAGGCGGCACUCGGCCCAAUUCGCAGCAUCCAGUUGAGCGACAUGGCCACCAUCACGGCGGAGCAGGUGCGGCCCAUCGUCCACAGUGACUUUCAGGAGGCCCUGAGAACAGUGAGGCCUAGUGUCUCUAGUAAAGACCUGGAGCUGUAUGAGAACUGGAACAACACUUUUGGCUGCGGUCGCUGAAGGAUGACAGAAAUGUUUUGGUUUUGUUUUGGUAUGUUGACACUAUUACAACAAAAGUGUAUUUCAAUAGUUUUUUCUGAAGCAUAAGGUGUGUCUAAAGUUGUUAAAAUAUACAAUGUAAGUAUGUUAUCAGUGUAUGUAAAGAGCGUUAUUUCUUGUGGUUAUCUA